GCUUUGUAUUUCUAUUGUAUUACAUGAGGGUAGCUUAGAGAACCACCAUACAUGUUAGCCACAGUACCUUAUGCCUACCAAUCUUCCACUGAAUCCGUUUUGAAUCUCACUGGUUCUUGUGCGUGAACGCUUCAUGUCCGGGAUAAGACACCGUCCCUAGGGGGCGACACCGUCACACCUCCAUAGGCCCCAUUACUGUGAUCAUGACCAGUUUGGAAGCAGGAGUCAUAAAAUGAGGCCUGAUUAAUGUCCAAAUGCACUGGUACUAACCAGGUAACUGUUUAGUUUUACUGACAAGUAUUUUGUUGUUCCCCAGCGACGGACUGGCACCCACUCUGGGAUGUCCCCCAAAAAACUGCAUACUAAACACCACGUUCGCCCUAUGUGGAUGUGACAGCUAUUCUACUACAUGAAAACACAACCCGUAUAAACAAUUAAGCAAUACACUACGCAAUACACUGUACCUAUAUUGGUAUUUAACAACCAAUGUGGAUACGACGUGUAUAAUCACCAAACUCACAUAGCCGUCCUUAUAAAUUAACAUACAGCCUCGUCACUCGGUGUGCCCUGAAAUCAAAGAACGCAUAACAAACAUUUUAAAGUAACUAAAGGUAAAAUGAUGGGUUAAUUCAUCCCCUACAGUAAUACAGUUCAUACUAACAAUAUUCUUCGGACAGUCUCAUCGAUGGGUUCAACAUGGGGUGCAAAGUCUUUUUUCCGGACUCAUAUGCAGACUGCCAAUUAUCGACUUUAUUAGUUCAGGUCAGUGCAGUCCAGUGCAGUCCAGCCCAAACCAGGCAUCGCCCUUCCCUUUCUGUCACCCUAAGCAUGACAGCGGUGAGUGUGCAAACUGCUUAUCGGUCCGUCUGGAAAAAGAGCUCGAACAAAAGGAUCCCAUCUAAUUAGCUCAGUAUUUGUUACCGUUGAAUAAAAACGUCAAGAGAUUAUUCAUGUAAAAAGUGUCACGUUACAUUAAAGGGAAUAUUUUAAACCCAGUUUAUAAGUUGCAGUGAUAAAUUAUUUAUAUGGCAUUGCCCUAAGAUCACUUAAACGGUACUUCCUUUAAAACUGCAGGAACACUGGCGCAGAGUCUACCGCUUAAUUUGAAGUGCAUUUUAUGAUUUAUUUCACGAUUAAGAGGAAAUCACUGUUAUGAAUGAUUUCCCAGCAGACCCAUUUCCUCAACGACAAUAAUCUAGAGGUCCAGCCAUCAGCGGGGUUUGUGAGUCCGACGCGGCGGCUGGAUGGACGCCCCGAUGCGUAAACGGCGCAACUCCGCGGGCCAGGCGUCCGGCUUCCUCCCGGGCCGAAUUGGGUCCCGGGAAUCUGAGAGUUUGCAGAAGAAACAGCAGUUCCACCUGGAUCUCUGGUUCUACUUCACAGUACAGAACUGGAUCCUAGACUUUGGGAGACCCAUCGCCAUGGUGGUCUUCCCGCUUGAGUGGUUCCCCCUGAACAAGCCCAGCGCUGGCGAUUACUUCCACAUGGCUUACAACGUCAUCACGCCCUUCCUGCUUCUGAAGCUUAUAGAGCGCAGUUCCAAGACCCUCCCCCGCUCGGCGGUGUACCUCUGCAUCAUCACCUUCGUCAUGGGAGCCAGCAUCCAUCUGGUGGGCGACUCUGUCAACCACCGGCUGGUGCUAAGUGGCUACCAGUUGCACCUCUCCGUCCGGGAGAACCCCAUCAUCAAGAACCUGCAGCCGGCCUCUCUGAUCGACUCAUUUGAGCUUCUUUACUAUUAUGACGAGAACCUCGGCCAUUCGAUGUGGUACAUUCCCUUCUUCAUCAUCCUCUACGUUUACUUCACGGGCUGCUUCACAAACGUCCGGGAGGGGGGGAGGACACCGCUGUCCUCCUGGCUCUUGUUGGGACCCAGCGCGCUCUACUAUUGGUACCUGGUGACCGAAGGCCAGAUCUUCAUCCUCUUCAUCUUCACCUUCUUCGCCAUGCAGGCCACGGUCAUGCACCAGAAGCAGAAGGGCCUGGUUCCGGACAGUAACGGGCUCUUCCUGUUCUACAGCUUCGGCCUGGCUCUGCUGCUGGUCAGCGUCUGGGUGGCAUGCCUCUGGAACGACGAUGUCCUGCGCAGGCGCUACCCCGGCAUCAUCUACGUGCCCGAGCCCUGGUCCUUCUACACCCUGCAUGUUAAGGGCCGCUAGCUAAUCACAGGCUGCCACUGGGUGGCGCUCUUGCAGGAAAUGGUGUUCUGGAGCCGACCAAUCUGAAACCCCAAAGCUGUUAUAGGAUGUUUUUUUUUUUUUACCUAAUUUUCACCCCGUUUCCACAUCUGCUUGGGGUAGCAGUGGUCAAGCAAACUGACUGGUGGGCACAAAGGUAUGGUAUCUACUCUAAGUUCCUCCUCCACGUUGUUGGGGUGCACUGGCAGGGUUGACUUCCUGUACACCCCCCCCACAUUAAGGCAAUGCGACACUGAGGGGACAGUAAAUAUACUUACAUAGUUACUUAUUCCAAUAGUCUUAGGAGAGGUUUUUUAGAAGCUUAUAUAUUUUAACGAAGUGUUAUGUAUGACUGUUACUAACAGUGAUAUUGUGUUAUAAACUCCAGCUUAAUCUACUUGCACGAUGAACUGACAUGAGAGAUGAAUGUGAGUUAAUUUCUCUAAUUACAUGUGGCCUUUUGAAAGAUCAACUUCACUGAAUGAAUUUUGUUGUCAUUUACUGCAUAUUUCAGGUGUUUUAUUUUUUAAAUACACAAGCCUUGUUUCUUAACUGGGCAGCUUACUUGA
Paramormyrops kingsleyae is the source of this 2746-nucleotide messenger RNA. NCBI's taxonomy places the organism in Eukaryota, Metazoa, Chordata, Actinopteri, Osteoglossiformes, Mormyridae. The record is from RefSeq and is a predicted model, not a curated record.